This is a messenger RNA of Aspergillus costaricaensis CBS 115574, 476 nucleotides long. RefSeq lists its product as uncharacterized. Bases 88 to 375 code for a protein of 95 amino acids. The record is from RefSeq and is a predicted model, not a curated record. The transcript has a single exon. NCBI's taxonomy places the organism in Eukaryota, Fungi, Ascomycota, Eurotiomycetes, Eurotiales, Aspergillaceae.
UUCUUAACCUUUUAUUUUUAACUUUUUUUUUCCCUCUUGUUAACACUAUACCAUUUCAAUUGUUUCACUUCUUCCUUUCCCUUCCCAAUGGUCUUUUACCACUCACAGAGCUUAGAAAACAAACCUCCCCAGAAGAAAAUAACCCCACAAUCGGGAAGAAAAACAAACCAAAUCAAUACAAUGACGAAUUCCAAUAUGUGUAUAGUGGCGGCUAAUCCAUGUUGGAUAAUAACCUUCCCGCUCAGCGAUGAUAACCCUUACUACUUCUACCAAUUAUUCUUUUAUCUUCAGUUUAUUUUCCUUUUAAUCCCGUUUUUUUUUUAUUUCCCUGUGUCACAACGCAACAAUCCCCGAGUGAUUGAUUGCUUCUUCUAGAUUCAGCUUCAGAUGCAAGUUCUGGUUCCCUUUUCUUCCUUUUUUUUUCUUUUUCUAUGGUCAAUUCAAUAGGACACGACAGGACGGAUGUUUCUUAAACC